AGCUCGCAACCUACGAUGAAAAAAGUGUGGAGGCGGGGCGGCUCGCGGGAGUUCAACUUCUACUUUUACAUAAUCUCUGCUUUAUGCUUACAUCACUUCUUUUCUUCUUCUUCUUUUACAAGUUCAUAAGUAUUUCUCUGCGCUUCUUUCAGAUCCUGACGACCUUCGGCUUCUCAAGGACAUGCGCACAAGGACAUUGAGACAUGCAGAAUAAUUGGCAGUUAACGACUUAAAUUCAGAACAUCUGAUGCACGUAGUUUACAAGGAAUCAAAGGAUGGGAUUCUGGAAUUACUAAUACCAUAUACCUUCACAAGCUCAUUAGUCUUAAGCUUUGAAGAAGACAGAUUCUAGGAAGACCCCUGACUGAGAAUGUCGGGGUUUCUAGGAGUGUUCAUAUUUUUCCUUUGAAGUUAAUUUUAUCUGUGAAAUUACACUACUGUAGAUUAGAGCAGGUGAUGGAAAUGGCUGUUUGUAAUGCAAAAGCUUGUUUGGAAAAGAAAAGGAAAAGAAAGAAAAGAAGGAGGGGUAACGCCACUAGAGGUGGUCACCGAGGUUGUGAUCCUGAUGAAAAUGAUGCUUCAACAGAAAAUAAUGUUUCUCAAGAAUCUCCAAAAAAAAUGUGUUUAAACAUGAAGCCAGAAAUAGGACAAUCUCAUUUUGAAGUAAAUAUACUAGGGGAAAAGAAUGAGAAGAAGCACUAUGAUUUACAAUGUGGAGAAGCAUCUGGAAUGUCCGUCUUGACCCUAUUGAACGUUGAAGUUCUUAAAGAAGAUGAUGAAGCAUCUACUUCCCCAAAUGCAGAUGUUUAUUCAGCAGAUGGAAAGGAAAAUUCUUUAGUUCCCGAGGAUCCAGAUGGGAAAGGUACUAAUAUGGUUAAACGAGAUGAUGAGAAUACAGAGACUGUAGGUCAUUCAACUCCUUCAAGCCAUAUCAAAACCCAAAGGAUAAGGAAAAGAAAGCGUCGUCGUGGAAAGGGAAGGUCCUUAGAGUCCCCUAAAAAAAAUUUGGAAACCAAUGUGGAGGACGAAAAGAAAGUUUCUCUAUUGAACCACCCUCAUGAAGAGGAGACAAAUGACCACCUUAAAAAUUUUGUAACAGAAGAGGUUACGAAUGGGGCUUUGUUGGAAGAAUCAGUUGACUGCUCAAUUAGUGAAAAAACAGAGUUGUCUGCAAAUACGAAGGAAAUCUCUAUGGUUAUUGCAGAUCCUCAUAGGUCCAAGGAUUUUGAAAAUGCUACCAUGAUUAAAAUACCUGAUGACUGCUUAGAGACUAAGCAUUGUUUUGCUCAAUCAAACAGUGAUGAUACCCGUGGCAAAAGAAGAAGAGUGAGAAAAAGAGGUCAAAGAAGGAGAAAGUUUGCAGGUUCCUUUGAAGGAAGUUUGAAUUCUGAAGUGGAAGACAAUAAUAAAGAUGCUGCAUUCAACUGUUUAAAUGAAGUGCAUGCAACUAGUUUGCAUGAGCAAUCUACCACCACCAAGAUAGUUAAAAAGGUUGUGGCGGAAGAAAUGUCAGUCGACUGCUCUGUGGGUGUAAUUACAUCAAAUGUGAAGGAGAGAGAAGAAACCUUAAAGAAAAAGAUUCCUCGUUUUUUGUCUUGUGAUGCAACAAAUGGUAACAACAGUGCAACUGGUUUUACAAAGAAAAAUCUUCUCAUACUUGAUGUAAAUGGACUACUCGUAGAUUUUGUUCCAUAUUGUCCACGUGGAUACACUCCGGACUUUGUAAUAUCACGUAAAGCAGUGUUUAAGAGGCCCUUCUGUGACGACUUUCUAAGCUUUUGUUUUGAGAGAUUUGAAGUGGGGAUAUGGUCAUCGAGAACCCGGAAGAACCUGAGUAUGUUAGUUAAGUCUCUUAUGAGAGAUUCCAGACACAAGCUACUUUUUUGCUGGGAUCAAUCGCACUGUACAGCUACAAGGUUCACCACUAUUGAGAACAAUAGGAAGCCCCUCGUUUUGAAGGAACUGAAAAAAAUAUGGGAAAAUUUGGGAACGAAUCUUCCAUGGAAAAAGGGGGAGUUCGAUGCAUCAAACACUUUACUGUUGGAUGAUUCCCCAUACAAGGCCUUGCGGAAUCCAGCUAAUACUGCAAUAUUUCCUACUACGUAUCAGUACAAGGACAGAGAUGAUACAUCAUUAGGACCUGGUGGUGUUCUUCGCACUUAUUUGGAGGGUUUAUCUACUGCAGAAAAUGUUCAAAAAUAUGUUGAACGGAAUCCAUUUGGUCAAAAACCCAUUUCCGAAUCUAGUCCAUGUUGGAAAUUCUACCGUAGGAUUAUAAAUAAUGAGAAGGGACGACGAUGAUUUAGGUGUUCAUUGGCUCUAGUAUGAAGUCUGUUCUAACUUCCAAGUAUAUGUAGCUCUUAUUCUCUGGAGUCAUUUCCGUGACAGGAUUCCCACAUGCUGAUGAUUAGUUCUCACAAAGUACGUGGCCAUAUUUUUAAGAUUGGUUCACAUGGUUAUUUGCUAUAUAGUAGUUCAUCAUCCGCUGCCAUAUUUGGUUAACCGUUGCUUGUCUUGCAAGAUUAGAAGAGCCUUUUAUCCCCUCUACACAUUUCAUUAGUUUCAUGUUUCUUUGUGGCAAAUUUUGAAAACUAAUCCGGUGAGUACAUAUUCACCGUUUUUCAUAAGGAUAUUUUCUUGUAGUUGUAGGUUACGAGCAUACAGAGAAUAUUUAGAGAUACACAGCUAGAAAUCCAGUUUACUCUAGCCAAUACAUUGCACUGUAUUUUGUAAUUUUUUGAAACGUUUACUACUGGUAGCUGAAAUCUAUUUCUGACAAGGGGAUGGAAGAUUCGUAGCGCAAUGUUAUGACAAGGAUGUAGUUUGAUUCAUUUAGGACACUUUUGCAAUGUACUUUGACGAUUAUGAAGAUUAAAUCUGAACUCUGCAAUGCUUGGUUAUCUCACAUAUCUUUAGAUUUAUGGGUUAUCUCUACAAAGCCAUCUGACUUAUAUGCUAUACUUCCAUCUCUUGCUCUUAAAUUUCUUUGUUCAGGUUUUGAGUUCAAGACAUUAUAGAAGCUCGUCUGCAGGAAUUUGAUUUGUUCUGUUGAUGUAAAAGUGAAGAAUUCCUGAAUAUUCCAACUCAUUGCAGGCUUUUUCAUAUGAUACCAAGAAAUAUUGAUUCUGUGGUUUCUACCACAAUUACCCAGGUGGGUGGCUUGCCAUCAAAAGAAGGGUUCAGCCCUGCAAGAGCUUCCUCUCUUCAAAUAGGGAAAAAAUUCACAUCCCAAGCUCAUAUUCGAUGCUGUAAAUGAGAUACUUAUUUAGUGGGCAAAAUAUUUUGAAACAAAUGUUAUGAAAUAGGACAGUUUCAAGCUAAGAAGUUUGAAUGCACUUCGACCAAGACAAGGAUGGCUCAAAAAGCAAUCUGCAUGCGUCAAUCAAGGAGUUGGACAGAUUAUCGUGGUAACGUUUAUGAUAUUGUGUUAGAUGUCGAGCAAUCGAUGUCAAAUACUUGGCGAGGCAAAAUAACCAUAUGGUAUGCAUUGGCAAUGGCUAGUUUGCUUGCAUUCUUACUGUUUUUUCA
This is a messenger RNA of Cucurbita maxima (winter squash), 3528 nucleotides long. RefSeq lists its product as uncharacterized. Bases 457 to 2301 code for a protein of 614 amino acids. The record is from RefSeq and is a predicted model, not a curated record. Gene Ontology annotation, molecular function: phosphoprotein phosphatase activity. The transcript is spliced from 8 exons. Lineage: Eukaryota; Viridiplantae; Streptophyta; Magnoliopsida; Cucurbitales; Cucurbitaceae.